Molecule: messenger RNA, 597 nt
Organism: Trematomus bernacchii (emerald rockcod)
Lineage: Eukaryota; Metazoa; Chordata; Actinopteri; Perciformes; Nototheniidae
Gene: mrpl33
Product: mitochondrial ribosomal protein L33
Exons: 4
Coding region: 105-302 (65 amino acids)
Biological process (GO): translation
Cellular component (GO): ribosome; mitochondrion
Molecular function (GO): structural constituent of ribosome
Source: RefSeq, a predicted model, not a curated record
CGGAAGUGCUUGUUAAACCGGAACUACAGACUUCCCAAUGUGACUUACCUUGAAAGCACUGUUAGGAUUUAAUGUUGUCAGUCUAGUGGUAUAAAGCCUACGAAAUGUUUCUUACCACCGCAAAUUUGGCCAAGGCUAAAUCAAAGACCAUCUUGGUGCAGAUGAUGAGCGCUGCAGGGACAGGCUUCUUCUUCAACACAAAGAGGGGCCGUCUCAAGGACAAAAUGGUGAUUCGCAAACAUGAUCCAUUUGUGAACAAGCACGUGCUAUUCUUUGAGAAGAGGAAGAUCAGAUCGAUUUAAUAAGCAGCCAAAAUAAAUGGACAACAUGAUCCUGCUCGAUUUAAACUGACUUUUCUUUAUUGACAUGGAUCAAAAGGCCUCCACCCCCCCACUGCACCAGUGGUCAAGCCUGGCUGAAAAUCUUCAAGAAGGAACUACAACUCGUGUGUAAAAGUUAUGCCAUUACUCUGGGCUAUACAGUAUCAUUGAUAACAGUUCAAUAAGGUUUCUUGAACCUUUACAUGUAAGCCAAGUACCUGAAUCCAGCCGUUUGUUAAAUAUGAACUAUUUGGACAAAUAAAAUACAUUUAAUCAA